Messenger RNA from Histoplasma capsulatum G186AR, 3671 nucleotides. RefSeq names its product peptidase family M13 protein. The transcript is spliced from 6 exons. Gene Ontology annotation, molecular function: metalloendopeptidase activity. Gene Ontology annotation, cellular component: plasma membrane. The record is from RefSeq and is a predicted model, not a curated record. Lineage: Eukaryota; Fungi; Ascomycota; Eurotiomycetes; Onygenales; Ajellomycetaceae. Bases 724 to 2952 code for a protein of 742 amino acids. Gene Ontology annotation, biological process: protein processing.
CCGUGUUAAAAUGGAACUGAGAACACAUGGCCUUAAAGACGGGCCGUUUACCCUGGUGGCCAAAGUGCGAACUUCACCAAAACAAAUACCAUGGAAACACCGAAUCCAGAGCGUUUGAGAAGCGCAGCCCGAUAUCCGUUUGCAAUCAAUAACUAAUGGAGAUUAUUAGCAACGCCCUUUCAGGGGCCCAGAAAAUAACCCAGAAAAUGCAUUAUCAUCCACUGAAUCAUUAUCGAUCUUGAUCUAGGCGCGGUGCCGUGCGCCGCGCAUCCAGCCCGGAUCCUCAAUCAAAAGCUGCCCGGUUGUAUCAAUGGCAGAAUGGGAGCCAGAACCGACCCCUGAAACAGCCGCUCGGAUUGGCGGAUCAUUACCGAAACAGGAUACAGAUGCAGAGCCACAUCAUACAUUAGAACCAGCCAGACCAUGGCCACUGAUCGAUGAUGCCAAAUUCAUAUCUUCCACCACAACAAACCUUCUUUCUGGAGGCCAUGUGAAGAGCUUCCCUCUGGGGUCAAAUUACCAAGUUGAUUGAUCCCCCCACACCAUGCGGCCAGAUGUUCAAAGAUGUUCUUCCGAGGUAUCCGAUACAGUUCAUAUCUAGGUUUUAUAUACCAACCUCCAGCCAUACAUGCGAGCCCCUAGGGCCCUCUUUUUUUGACAUGCCUUGCUUGCCUUUCGGCUGUGUUCGUUUGGGCCCUAUGGCUAUAAUCCAGACGUAGGAUAAUGGCAGACUUGAACAGUGAUGGAGAGCGCGAUUCCCUAGAGCAACUCAACCCCCAGCAGCGCUUCCUCGAUCACCCAGAGACGAGUAGCGAAGUGCUCGAUGAUGAGGAGCUGGGCCUUAAAUAUGUCGGGAAACCUAAACGUGGACGUUCACUAGUUAUUCUGUGGGCUUUUAUUCUCAUUGUUUGUUGCUUCCUACAAACUGUGUUUGUGGCCAAAUAUUCGAAGGGAAAACACUAUUAUUCAUCGGAGUCAGACUUAUGUCUGUCUCCCGAGUGCAUUCAUGCAUCUUCUUCAUUUCUUCGCAACAUGCACCCCAAUCCCGAUUCGAUUGAUCCUUGUACGAAUUUCGAUCAACUUGUUUGCGGGGGUUUUUAUGAGGAGGACAUUCCAUAUGGCCAGAGCUCCGUUUCCACGCUGUCGCAGGUGGAGGAUCGAGUCCAAACCGCGUUACGCCAUAUUCUGGAAAAUCCCCGCACUAAUAUGAGUGAAAAUUUCAUCACACUUGAGACUUCAUAUAACGCUUGUAUGAAUAAAACACGGCUGGAGGAAAUCGGGGCAGCACCAUUACAGAAGCUGGUGGACAGUGUCAAACUCGACGCCGAUAAUCAAAAUAGCCUCGCCGAUGCCAUUAUCUCUCUAAUUGAUAUAGGAACUAGUUAUCCUAUCGAUUUUGGCGUCGAUGCUGAUUCAACAAAUCCCGAUGCGGUUAUCGUAUUCGUAGCUCUCACAACACACGUUGGGUUACCGUCGCCGCAACUUUACAACGUCACGAAUGUUAUUGAGCUGUACGCGAAAGUUAUGGAACUGGUAUUGGGGGAUUUUGGGGGGUCAGAUGCGGCUUCUGUCGUAGACUUCGAGAAGAAACUAGCGGAGAUACAUAUUAACGCUCGGGGGUCUACAGUUAAGUACUCAUUGGCUGAUGCCCAAGCACUGUUGCCGCAAAUAUCCCUCGAACGAAUAAUAUCUGCCAAGGCACCCAUCGGCUAUAAGGCUGAGCAAAUCGCAAUCUAUCAGCCAGAAUCUUUUAAACAGCUCUCUAAACUCCUUGCUGAUACUCCAACACCUAUCCUCAACUCGUUCCUCAAAUGGAAAGUGAUCCAGAACUAUGCUACAGAUAUUGAAGAUCCCAUUAUCAAGCCAUACCGACGAUUUCACAAUGCUCUUUCUGGCCGAGACCCUGACUCCGUUGGAGAGCGGUGGAGGAAAUGCGUUUCUGCCGUAGAUACUGACCUAGGAUGGAUUCUGAGCAAGUUCUUCAUUGAAAAGGCUUUUUCUGAGGAAGCAAAAAAGUUUGGCGACCAAAUUAUAUCGGACAUCAAGGAAGUGUUUGUGGAAACUCUUGAGGAAACCACGUGGCUAUCCGACCACGUCAGAAAGGAGGCAAUUGAAAAAGUUGGAAACAUUGUACCGAAAGUCGGAUAUUCAAGUAAGAGCCCAGAUGUCCGCAACGCGGAGGCUCUGAAGAACUUGUAUAAAGAUCUGACCGUUACGGACGCCUUUUUCGAUAAUCGUGUCCGUGCACAAAAAUUCCUCGCCACAAAAUACUGGUCCAAGCUAGGAAAGCCAACUAAUCGGGAUGCAUGGGAAACCACGAUGCCCACUGUUAAUGCGUACUACAACCCAACAGGCAAUGAUAUCGUUUUCCCUGCCGGCAUUAUGCAAAACCCUAUGUUCUAUCAUCCAUUUAUACCUAAAUACCUUACUUACGGCGCUUUUGGGUCGGUGGGCGGUCACGAGCUUACGCAUGCUUUUGAUAACUCGGGCAGACGUUAUGAUGAGCAUGGAAACAAGACGAAUUGGUGGGAUAACAGGACGAUGGAAGAAUUCACAAGUCGCGCUGAGUGCUUUGUUAAACAAUACUCAAAUUUCACGAUUGAGGGCCCAGACCAGAAAAUAUUGAAAGUCAACGGCAUGCAGACCCUAGGUGAAAACAUUGCAGACGCAGGCGGCUUGAAGGCCGCCUACCGUGCAUGGCAGAAACGCGAGGCUGCCUCCCCAUCGCAGUCUCUCCCUGGGCUUGGAAAUUAUACGCAUGAACAACUUUUUUUCAUAUCGUUUGGCUCGGUCUGGUGUGCAAAGAUGACCCCGCAGGCAGCGGCAAUACGAGUGCAGACGGAUGUGCAUUCACCCCAAUUUGCUAGGAUUUUGGGAACCGUGGCGAACUCUCCACAGUUCAGAGAAGCGUUCAACUGCCCUGUUAAGGAGCCGACGUGCGACUUAUGGUAAUUCUUUGAGGAGCCAUGUCGAGAAGGCUCAAUUUCAUACAGUAUUGUCCAUUUCAUCAUCUCUCAUCUUCAUGCGGUUCUAAAGAAGACAUAAGCGUUUUUCUGCGGUUCACUCCAUCUUCUUGGUUUAAAGAUGGUGCAAUAUGCACAUUUUAUAUAGUCGUGCAUAGACUUAUCUAGACUAGUCCUUUUUUGGCUCCUCCUUCGUUUAUUUUCUUUAGUUACUUAAUUUUCCCCCUUCCUGAUCCAUACCCCGCAAAAUGCAAAUUAGGUAGCAUUUUAAAAUUUUACUGCUUUGUAUGUACAACUUAUCCCUGGCUCAAAUCAACCCCCUUAUCCGCCUGUGCAUGCCCAUACGCUUUCAACCGAAUAGCCUGCGUAGCAAUGAAUCCGGUCGUAUCGGUGGGCUGGAAAUCGUCCAGCGAAUCCAUACUGCUCUGCUCAGGGCUAUACAAUUUACUCGUCUGUGAGCUGCGACCUAACACGCUGGUUAGGCCCUUGUAGCAGCGCAGGCGCACCUGGCCGUUGACAUCGUCCUGGCUGGCUAGGAUGCUCUUCUCGAUAAAUUCGCGCUCGGGAGAGAAGUAAAGGCCGUUGUAGAGGAGCUUGGACCAUGUUACAGUUACAAAUUGAUCGCGAAGUAGGCGGACUUCGCGGUCUAGGACGAGGCCUUCUAGGUCGAGAUGGGCGAGGCGGAGGAUGGUCAUGGCAGGUGAGUCG